Messenger RNA from Selaginella moellendorffii, 888 nucleotides. RefSeq lists its product as uncharacterized. NCBI's taxonomy places the organism in Eukaryota, Viridiplantae, Streptophyta, Lycopodiopsida, Selaginellales, Selaginellaceae. Gene Ontology annotation, biological process: peptidyl-proline hydroxylation to 4-hydroxy-L-proline. Gene Ontology annotation, molecular function: procollagen-proline 4-dioxygenase activity; iron ion binding; L-ascorbic acid binding. The transcript is spliced from 4 exons. The coding region runs from base 73 to 720 and encodes 215 amino acids. The record is from RefSeq and is a predicted model, not a curated record. Gene Ontology annotation, cellular component: endoplasmic reticulum.
UAAAAAAUUCUUUAGCUAUGGAUCUUUCUCUAUAAAGUGUCGAAUAUGCUUUUAGGGUUUAUGCGCAUUUAAAUGUCUUGGCCCGCCGUGAGCUCCAAGCGCGGGUUGCGACGCCGCGAGCUCAAGGGAAUCCAUCUCUUCACGAUCGAUGAUGUCUUGAGCACGGCCGAGGCGGAUGCGUUCGUCGCGGCGGCGGAGAAGCUAGGGUUCCAGCACCAUGGAAGCCUUGGCCCCAGCAAGGGAGAGGCAUUCAGGGACAACGAUCGAAUUUCGCUCCACAGCCAGGCCUUGGCCGAUCAGCUCUGGAAUGCGGGCCUAGCGGCGCUGUUUGAUGGCAUUGAAUCGAAUGGAAGGAUCGCCACAGGGCUAAACCCCAACAUCAGAUUCUACAGGUACAACCAAGGCCAGCGGUUUGGUCAGCACGUAGACGAGAGCGUAGAAAUUGAUGCCGAUCAUGCCACCGAGUACACGCUUUUGAUCUACUUAAACUCGGGGAUGGCCAUCAAAUCCAAAAAGGGAGCGCGGGACUCUCAACUUGUUGGCGGAGAAACGGUGUUUUACACUGGCCGAAACAAAGCAAUAGGGGUUGUUCCUGUUUCAGGGAUGGCUUUGCUGCACCUGCAUGGCGAUGAAUGCAUGCUACACGAAGCUAAGACUGUCCGUAGAGGAGUGAAGUAUGUGCUACGAUCGGAUGUAGUCUUCUCCAAGAGAAGAGAAUGAUACAGGUAUCACGUUAUUUUCCAGCUUUGUGCCUUCAAAAUAGCUAAAAUAGCUGGAAUGCUCUCACUGGAACAUUUACCAGUUCCAUGAUUGUAAAAAUUGCGUUUAGCUAGUUCAUUGCAUUUUGAAGAAGAAACAUUCCUUAUAAAAAAGAUUUGUAUUUGAUCA